Pyricularia grisea is the source of this 1305-nucleotide messenger RNA. RefSeq lists its product as uncharacterized. NCBI's taxonomy places the organism in Eukaryota, Fungi, Ascomycota, Sordariomycetes, Magnaporthales, Pyriculariaceae. The record is from RefSeq and is a predicted model, not a curated record. Gene Ontology annotation, molecular function: methyltransferase activity. Gene Ontology annotation, biological process: methylation. The coding region runs from base 1 to 1305 and encodes 434 amino acids. The transcript has 2 exons.
AUGUCACCCCACGAGGUCUCUCCGCAGUCCCAGCAGAGUCAAACCCUCCAAGGGGUCGAGGAUACUCUUUUCACCACCCUUUUUGCCAAGGCGCGAGACGCCGAGAGCGAGAAUCCCAUCCUUGGCGAUGAGUAUGCCCGCCCGCUUUUAGAACGGUGCCAAGUCGACCUCGACCGCCCAACCUUCCGCGGUGCUGACAACUCAGCCGGGAUCCAGGGCAUCGCCGCCCGUGCUAAAUUGCUAGACGGAUGGGUGCGCGAUUUCCUGGAAGAAUAUUCUGGCGAACAAGUCACUGUCGUCCACCUCGGCUGUGGCAUGGACUGCCGUGCCUUGCGCGUCGCCCGGGGACCCGAGGUGCGGUGGUUCGACGUGGACUUUCCCGCCGUGGUCGACCUACGGCGGCGCAUGAUCGACCCUCAACCGGCUGGGGACUAUCACCUGCUGGCUUGCGACGCUCGUGACAGCAGCGGCUGGCUUGACCAGAUCCCAACCGACUCGCCAACUCUGGUGAUAGCCGAAGGUGUUUUACUGUACUGGGUGCCCAGCGAUGCUGAGACUUUGAUCCGCAAGGUUGUUGAUAAAUUAGCGCGAGGUGGGCUGAUAUUUGACCUUACAUCCGAUGUCUACGUCCGGCUGUCUGAGCACAUCCAUAUCCUUCAGGAAAACGGCGCUCGAUGGAGGUGGGGAAUCCAAGAUUGCAGCGCUAUAGAGCGCUUGCACCCGGCCAUUCGCUUCGUCUCGGAAGUUGACCUGCCCAGUCCCGAGCAACUCGGAAAAACACUUGAGGUCAUGUUUGGGGCACAGUUUGACCAGGUGAAGCACGAAUUGGAGAUUUCCUCUGGAGUUUACAAGCCCAUCCUCCGCAUUCUCCAGUAUAAGUUCGAAAACCUCGAAUCCGCCGUCGAGCACCCUCAAAGGGUGGUUUUUAAGCUUUCCCUGAGCGACCAGGUCCCUGGCCACGUUCCACAGCUUAACUCCAAACUCUCUCAACUCAUCGUCCGGCUCACUGCCAUAUGGCGCUGGCCACGUGCAGCCCUCGCCAAAUACGCGCGGCCCGACGGUAAAGUCGCAUUUGACAACCUUGCGGGUGGCCGCAUGCUCCUGCCAUGGGUCCAGAGAGACAUAUUUGCCACCAGCGCGACCAAUGGCUGCAAAACAGAGGAGGGUGGACUCAACGCUCGUGAUACAGUCCAGAGCAUAUUUGAGGUUGUUAUUUGUGUAGUUUUUCUUAAACAAGGUUUGGGAUGUCAGUUGACGGAGGAUAUGCGACAGGGCGCGUAUUACACCACGACGCGGCAAGAGUAA